Messenger RNA from Penicillium cinerascens, 2108 nucleotides. Its product is annotated as transcription factor domain-containing protein. Lineage: Eukaryota; Fungi; Ascomycota; Eurotiomycetes; Eurotiales; Aspergillaceae. The transcript is spliced from 7 exons. The coding region runs from base 48 to 2108 and encodes 686 amino acids. Gene Ontology annotation, molecular function: transcription cis-regulatory region binding; zinc ion binding; DNA-binding transcription factor activity, RNA polymerase II-specific. Gene Ontology annotation, cellular component: nucleus. The record is from RefSeq and is a predicted model, not a curated record. Gene Ontology annotation, biological process: DNA-templated transcription; regulation of DNA-templated transcription.
CCAAAGGACUCGCAGGUUUUAUAUCGGAUGAGUGUAGGCCGAUCUUGAUGGACUUGGAAUAUCGGAACCUGCUGGCACCGAAUGGGCCACAUUUGAUUCCUCCGAGCGACUUUCGGUCUCCUAGACUGCCCCAGCCACCCCUCGGCGUGGAUUUUAUGCAGAGGAGCCCUGAAUCUGGCGAGAUGGAGAAGACCCCGCCUGUCACAGGCAAGCGCCGAGGUGGCAGCCGGAAGGCCUGCAACGAGUGUAAGCAGCAGAAGCUUCGAUGUGACAUCGUUCAGACUCCAGCUGCGGCAUGCUCGCGCUGCCGCAGGCUUGGGAUCGACUGUAAAGUUGAACAGUCGUUCAAGCGAAUCUCCAAGAGAAGACGCAAUGCGGAGAUGGAAAAGGAGAUCGCAGAUCUUCGCCGCCGCUUAGCAUUCAACCCGGAGCAGGAGGAGGGAGCUGAGUCCCAUGCGGGUGAUGACCUCUCUCAAUGCUCCGAGGAGGGUUUCAAAAGGCGUGACUCGGUUGCAGCCGACCGCUCACGACCGGUAUCAGUGCCUGUUGAACAGCACGCAUCAAUUGCAACUCCAAUUACCAUGCAGAGAGAUGGAUCUAUUCUGUCCCAGGAAGAUAACAGCCCGUGGAGAUUAGAAGAUAUCGCCCUCUCUCGAGCACGUGUAGCACGGCUGUUUGAACAAUACUUCAAUUACUAUCACCCUUUUCUUCCGCUUUUGAACCCUCCAAAACCCCCAGAGGUGUAUCUCAACCGAUGUCCUUUAUUGGCAUGGACGAUCAUCUGUGUGGCUAGCCGACGGUCCCCCACGGAACCCUGGCUCCUCAGUGCCCUUUCAGGACCCUUCAGUCGACUUUUGUGGUCUACAAUUACCAGUGUUCCCCAGGACUACCGAGUUGUUAAAGCACUCUGUGUGUUGUGCACAUGGCCUCUUCCAACAACAAGUCAACGGACUGAUGCGACUUUCAUGCUCAGUGGUCUCAUGAUGCAGAUUGCCAUGCAGCUGGGAUUGCACCGCCCAGUACAAGCGGAGGAAUUUACCACCUUCCAGAUGGAAGUUCAAGGAGAGGCGCUCAAGGACCGCUUGCAUACUUGGGUGAUUUGCAACAUCGUGGCACAGAAUGUUGCUACCGGGUAUGGCCAGCCGCCUAGCACGAUCUACGAUUGGGCUCUUGAGCCUCCCUCGCUAAAAGAUGCCGACUACCGCCUUCCUGAAGAUCUCAUGACCAGACUGCGGAUCGAAAAGUUCUGUGACCGGGUAACGAAGGCCCUGUAUAGUAGCAAGCCCGAGCCGGGAGAGUUUAUCAGUGCGGAGAAGCUUGUCAUCGUACAAAUACUUGAGACUGAAUUACGAGAUAUUGAAGUUGAGUUUGGUCGCGGCAUAUCUGCGAUCAAUAUGAUCCAUCUCCGUGCUGCAGAGUUGCACUUCCGAUACUUUGUGUUCCUAGGCUCCAAUGCACGGAGUGAUGACCUCACAAAACUCUUUAUUGCAACAACUUCUUUUUUAGGUCGGGUGCUCGAUCUUGAAACCUCGCCUGGUGAGCUGAUCGGUCAUUCCACCAAUUAUAUUCUCCAAAUGAUCGUGUCCGCCGCCUUUGCCCUCAUGAAGCUAUUGAAGAGUAGUUUCAGCCAAAACAUCGAUUUCAACCAUGGAAAGCUUCUGUUUAAUGGCGCUAUCUCGGCGAUCCGCAGGAUUAGUGUCAUGGAUCAUGAUCGCCCGAUCCGCCUCGCUGAUAUUCUAGCCCAGAUGUGGAAUGCAACCGGCCCGGAGCCCGCUGAAGAGGACGGUCUCCAGCUUAAAGUUCGUUGCCGCAUGAGCAUGAGUCACGUCUACGACACCGUCUGGCGUUGGCGACAGCGUUUCAGACCAGUGAAGAGCAUUGAAGAAAUGCAAGCCGCAGUCGCUGCGGCGAACCAAGGCAUUUCGACGACAGGAGCCCUGGGUCGACAGCAGGACAGCUCUCUUGAGGAUCCGUCAUUGAUGAUGCCCAACCAGUUCGAUGAGAGUGGCGCCUUCUUCAACGAAGCUGGGUUUUCUGAAGUCUUCGACUCCUUAAACUGGGUUUUCGAAGGAAUUCCUGACUCGUUUGUCGCCCCUCCAGUCCUUUAA